This is a messenger RNA of Agrilus planipennis (emerald ash borer), 2283 nucleotides long. Its product is annotated as beta-1,4-mannosyltransferase egh-like. The transcript is spliced from 2 exons. Gene Ontology annotation, cellular component: cytoplasm. Lineage: Eukaryota; Metazoa; Arthropoda; Insecta; Coleoptera; Buprestidae. The record is from RefSeq and is a predicted model, not a curated record. Bases 86 to 1549 code for a protein of 487 amino acids. Gene Ontology annotation, molecular function: beta-1,4-mannosyltransferase activity.
AGUCCAACAACUGUACGUAAAAUGCCUUUUUAAAUUAAUAUUAGGGUGUUUUAGUGGAGUCCAAUUUCUAAGUUGAGUUACCGCCAUGAUCAGUAAUUACGUGAAACACUGUUCUCACUGCCUCCUUCUACUGGGACUUAUCCUAGUGUUCGAGUUGAGUGCCAACAGUGCGAGAAAUGCCAACCCAGAUAUUAAUCCCUGGGUUACAUACGGAAUUACCUGGACCAUCAUUCUCUACUUCUUUAAGGCGAUUCUGUUUGUGCCUGUUCCACAAGCCAUUUGCAAUUUCGCAGGAUUAGUAUUUUACAAUGCAUUUCCGAAGAAAGUGUCGUUCAAGGGAUCGAAAACUAUCGCUCCGUUUAUUUGCUUCAGAGUGGUGACCCGAGGAGAUUAUCCAGAGUUAGUGCAUCUUAAUGUAAAAAGAAAUAUGAAGACUUGUUUGGAUACAGGAUUAGAAAAUUUCUGUAUAGAGGUGGUUAGCGACAAAGCUAUUGGACUCCAGAAGCAAUUAAAACUUCGCGAAGUUGUCGUUCCAAAUUCUUAUCGUACUAAAAGUGGAGCGAUGUACAAAGCUCGUGCUCUUCAGUAUUGUCUAGAAGAUGAUGUCAGUGUUUUAUCAGAUGAUGACUGGGUAGUUCAUUUGGAUGAAGAAACGCUCCUAACAAAUGAUUGUAUUCAAGGAAUUUUAAAUUUCGUAUCUGAUGGUAAACAUUAUUUUGGACAAGGAUUAGUAACUUACGCCAACGAACCUGUAGUCAAUUGGGUUACCACUCUUGCCGAUAGCGCAAGAGUUGCUGACGAUUUGGGAAAAUUAAGGCUGACUUUAAAAAUGUUCCAUAAACCUCUGUUUAGUUGGAAGGGAUCUUUCGUUGUGGCGAAGUUCGCAGCAGAAAAGAGAGUAUCAUACGACAAUGGGGUAAACGGUUCGAUAGCAGAAGACUGUUAUUUCGCUUUGAAGGCCUUUAACGAAGGAUACACUUUUAAUUUUAUAGAAGGUGAAAUGUGUGAGAAAUCUCCAUUCAGUAUUUGGGACUUCUUAAGACAACGUAAAAGGUGGUAUCAGGGUAUAUAUUUAGUGGUACAUUCAGAUAAACUGCCUUGGUCAAAGAAGUUCUUCGUGGCAGUUCUUCUCUAUAAUUUCUUCUUUACUCCAUUGUAUACUUGCAAUAUGAUAUUAUCCUCCUUUUAUCCUAUUCCUUAUCCACCUAUAAUAGACUUUGUAAGUGCUUUAACAGCUGCUGUUAACAUUUAUAUGUUUAUAUUUGGUGCUGUAAAGUCGCUGACUUUGAGCAAAGUAAGUAUGCUUCAACUACUUUUGUGCGUUUUCGGUUUGGCAAUCGUGAUACCCGUGAACAUGUUUAUCGAAAACAUUGCAGCUGUUUGGAGUGUUGUUGGGAAAAAGCACCAAUUCGAAAUUGUUGAUAAGAAAAUUCAAUCUGUUGCUGGCGAAAGUAACAAGGAAAAUAAUAGAUUUUCAUUGGCUACCAAAAAUUUUGUGUCUGUUGUCUUGCAGGGAGUAAAGAGCGUGUUCAAAAAGAAUUUAGACUAGAAAAUCUUGCAUUAAAAAUGCAGUUACCAAGAUUAAUUGGUUAAAUUACAAAUUUAAUCUUUUAUUUCCUUUUACUUACUUUCCAUACUAUUUCUGGAUAUAUCAAAUUAGAAGUUCCACAUACUAUUGUUUUAUAUAUUAUCCAAUUGAAUUUUUACAAAAAGAUCGAUAAGACUUAAUUUUUGAACCGCAAAAUUUUAUUUCAUAUUUUGUACUUGUUAUGGCUGUCUAAAGUGAUUUUUAUUUUGUAAGUACCUAUUUUAAUAUUUUCAUAUUAUUUUCAACUCUGUAUAUGUAAAAAUUUAAAAAUUUUAACGUUUAAUUGUAACUAUUAUUUAAUUUUUAAGAACCAAUACCAAUCAAUGACCAUGAUAAUAUUUUAAGAUAAUUUCAAAUAUUUUGCAAUCAGAUUUAUUGUCUUUUACAGUAAUAGUCACUAAAUUUGAUGAUGAAAAUUUAUGGGAUUAUUUUAUAAAAAAUUAAGGAAUUACGGUUCAAACUUUAAUAAAAAAAUCUGAUAACUUACUUACCACACUAAGGAAUUUAUUUCAAAACCUAAUCUUCAUUUAAAUGAGUUUUAAAUUUUGAUUGUACCAUUAAGAAGGUAUAUAAAUAUUAUGCGUCAGUUAUCACUACUGUAUUUUUACGAUUUUUUAAUAAUCAGCUACUUCUGUAACAUAUUUAUUAUAUUUGAUCAAUAUCAUUCUUUUUUUUUUAAUAAAAACAUCCGAAAA